This is a messenger RNA of Hyalella azteca, 1370 nucleotides long. Its product is annotated as S-formylglutathione hydrolase. Gene Ontology annotation, molecular function: S-formylglutathione hydrolase activity. The transcript has 8 exons. Gene Ontology annotation, cellular component: cytosol. Gene Ontology annotation, biological process: formaldehyde catabolic process. The coding region runs from base 52 to 933 and encodes 293 amino acids. The record is from RefSeq and is a predicted model, not a curated record. NCBI's taxonomy places the organism in Eukaryota, Metazoa, Arthropoda, Malacostraca, Amphipoda, Hyalellidae.
GAUAAUUUAGGUAUUUUUGUUUUAGACGUUACAUCGCGUACAAGCCUCUUUAUGAAACUAUUCUCUUAUAACACUAUGUCUGAAAGCUUGAAACUGGAAUCAACUGCAAAAUGCUUUGGAGGAAGCCAAAAUGUCUACAGCCAUGAGAGCACAGAACUCAAGUGCAACAUGAAGUUUGCUGUGUUUGUGCCUCCGCAACAUGCUGAGGAUGCAGUACCUGUGGUGUACUGGCUGUCAGGACUAACAUGCACUGAACAAAACUUCAUCACCAAGGCUGGAGCUCAACAACAUGCUGCACUACACGGCCUGCUCAUUGUUUGCCCCGACACCAGCCCUCGAGACUGCAAAAUUGAGGGUGAAGAUGCAGAUUAUGAUUUUGGCACUGGAGCUGGAUUCUAUGUUGACGCCACUGCAGAACCUUGGAAGACCAACUAUAGGAUGUACUCCUAUGUUACACAGGAAUUACCUGUACUAAUUGCUGCCAACUUCAAUAUCAUUCCUGGCAAGACUGGCAUCAUGGGGCACAGCAUGGGUGGUCACGGGGCACUCGUGUGUGCUCUCAAGAAGACGGGGCAGUACCAGUCUGUCUCAGCCUUUGCACCCAUCUGUCAUCCCAGCGUCUCACCCUGGGGCAUCAAGGCCUUCAAAGGAUACUUGGGGCCCAAUGAAGACACUUGGCAGGAAUAUGACGCCUGCGCCUUAGUGAAGAAAUAUUCUGGGCCUCCUCUCCAAAUCCUCAUAGACCAGGGCACGGAAGACAACUUUUAUACGCAGAAGCAGCUGUUGCCAGAAGACCUGGUGCGUGCCAGCCAAGAGAGCAGGGGCGUGUCGGUUGUGCUGCGCAUGCAGCAGGAGUAUGACCACUCCUACUACUUCAUUGCUACUUUCAUCGCUUCGCAUUUGGAACAUCAUGCAAAAUAUUUGAAAGCGUGAAAACACGAGAUAAUUCAAAGCAUUCAUAUGUUUUCAAUAUUUAUUGAAAGCCUUCAAAUAUUUUCUAUUGUAUUUUAUAGCCGUUAUAGUUUUCAAUUGAAAAAUGAUGAUGCAAACCUGUUAAUCUAUCAUAUUAUUGCUCAAAUAUAUCUUCGCGUAUUGAAAUUUUAGUUAAUUAAAUUCGAAACGUGGAAGCAAAACGUUAUACGUAUUGUUAUUGCACUGCCAAAUUUUUUUUUAAAUCUAGCUCCAAUUUCAUCAAUUUUAUAACAUUAAAUUUCAGGAAGGUGAUCUAAAAACCUAAUGAUGGAUCACGGAAAGGUUCUUAGUGAGAGUGAGCCGAAUUUUUGUUGAUUAAAUACAUUGAAUUUUGGAAUAAUUCUGUACUUCAUCCAACUAAACGGAUAUUUUUCCGGUGUAGAUCUAGCUUUUCAUCU